Messenger RNA from Blastomyces dermatitidis ER-3, 222 nucleotides. RefSeq lists its product as uncharacterized. The coding region runs from base 1 to 222 and encodes 73 amino acids. The transcript has a single exon. The record is from RefSeq and is a predicted model, not a curated record. NCBI's taxonomy places the organism in Eukaryota, Fungi, Ascomycota, Eurotiomycetes, Onygenales, Ajellomycetaceae.
AUGGCCAGAACCGGACUUGCAGCUUGGAACCACACGGGCCAAGCAGAACAAGCGGGUCAACGCGGAGAAUUUGUCAAGGAGCAGUCGACAGAUAGACUGAGGGUUCCCCCAUUCCCGUUCUCUCUCCUCUCGAUUUGGGGGUAUCCAAUGCAGCUUGGGGACCCGUGGAAACUGGUGAAUGAAACCGUUUGGACUACCUGGUUGGGGCUGCUUGGGCGUUGA